AUGGCGGCGUCAGUGCUCACGACGUCUGCUUCGCUGUUGGCUGGGUCCUCAUCUGCGAGACGGACUCGUACUGGGGUCGGUACUAAUAAUGGUACUGCUACUGGUGCCCCCGGGGUUAGCAGGUCCUACAAGUACGCCCCCAAGUUAUCCAAGGCCCAGGAGUUUCUGGAGACCAUCAAGAAGCGGUUGCAGUCCGGGGACCCAAACAGCAACAAGAAUGAAGUGGUGUAUUCCUGGGUUCGCGGGGAGUGGAUCCAGACCACGUUCAAGCCGUCGCUGAGCAUUCACUUGUUCGAGCAGGAAAGCUCCAUCGUGGCCAAGGACUCGCCCGAUGGCAUCGCCAUGCUGCGCAAGUGCCCCGCAACCACCAGCCUGCUUCUCUCCACCAACCGCAAAUCCAAACUCCUUCAGGCGACAAAAUCAGCCAUGAUGCUCAAGCGAAGGGAUUCAACUGGUUUCCAAGCAAAAUCCGGCAUUGUUCCCGGUUCCACGCGAGGAAUUCAUGACGACGAUGACGAGUUGACGACUACUAGUCGAGAUGAGAAGGACAGUGGAACCGAGAGAGAUGACUUGGAUUCAGACAUCGAUGACAUUAGAGGUGGCCGCAUAACAGGAAGAGGAGAUGGAGGACCGGCUGGUUCUAAAGCACUUGGCGGGAAAUCUGCGGGACCAAAAGAUAACGCCAAAAGGGAUGCAAAUGCAGCCGCCAACCAGUUUAACUUUUAUGAACGCGCCUGCCAAACACACACUUCUGCUUUGAGGGAGAAAACAACCAUGACAGAGCCACCUCCAAUCCAAAGCUUCUCGGGCCUCUUCAACCAGUGGGUCUCCCACGAUGGUUAUGUCAGAGAAACUAAAACGGACAGCGGCCAGCACGCAAUUUCAUCUGCAGCCAAGUCACCUUCAAUAUUGCCGAACCCUAGCCGUCAAGCGAGCAGCAUGGGCAAACUUGCAGUGGCAACUUCCACACAUUCGUUCAGAUCGCCCACUGCAAGUAGACCCCAGAGUCCACGAAGUCGGUCAGCAGGGAAAUCCAGCAGCACCUCUGGCGGAAUCGGUCCUAUUGACAAAUUGGCGCCAGAGAAGGUGAACCUGGGGUCACUCGGGAGAGCUGCGAGGGUUGUGGAACGGAUGAUGAAUCAGAAUUCUUUCGAUGCAGUUACCUUGGAUUUUAGGUACUGGGAGGAUGCCGCAGAUGAGUUCAGGGAUCCCGAAGGAAUUCUUCUACCACUCUGGAGUUUCCAAUGUGAAAUCAUGAAGAAGCAAUUCGCCAUCACCGGCAUUUGUUGGUCUGCACAUUUCCCAGAUCUGUUCGCGGUCUCGUACGGAUCAUAUGACUUCAAGAAUCAACCCAAUCGAGGAGCCGUUUGCUUAUACACCUUGAAAAACCCGUCACAUCCAGAAUACAUUUUUGAAACAGCUUGUGGAAUCAUGUGCGUGGAUAUUCAUAGUGUUUACCCCCACCUCGUCGCUGUUGGGCUUCAUAACGGGUCAAUCAAGGUUUUCAAUCUCAAACUCGCCAACGGCCGAGGAGGUUGCAUGUGGGAAACUGAACUGCAAGAUGGUUGCCACACAGAUGUCGUUUGGCAGGGCGACUGUAUCAGGGGGUUUCCUCCGUGUUCUAAGUUUCCGUCGAAAACUUCAAAGGUUUGCUGGGGUAACGAUGAUCCCGAUGGUCAACCAAUAUUAUACUCGGUCGGUGGUGAUGGAAGAGUCGUCCAAUGGACUCUGGCGUCACAAGACUUGCGACAUCACGAUGUAGUCAUACUUGCCAUUGAUCCUCCAAUCAAAGCAACCGAUGGAUCACUCGUUCACGCCGUCGGCUGUGGAACUGCACUGGCAUUUCAUAAAAUGAUGCGAACAACCUUCGUCGUUGCAACGGAAGAAGGUCGGAUUUACAAAGGCAGCACCUUGUACCAGUCCAAACGCCUCGGAAACUUUGCAAAACACGAAAUGCCUAUUCAUGCAUUGUCCUGGAAUCACUACUCCGAAAACAUAUUCUUGUCCGCGAGUGCUGACUGGACAAUUCGGAUCUGGGAUCACAGAAAAUGUCAUCCACUGUUCGCGUUGGACCUUGGUUGCGAGGUUGAGGACGCAGCCUGGGCCCCAUUCAGCAGCACCGUUUUAGCAGCGGUCACUGGCGAAGGUCGGGUUUACGUUUACGACCUUUCCGUGGAGAAAUAUGCACCUAUUUGCGUUCAAUCAGUCACUAGGAAAAAGAGGACCAAAUGUACCCACAUAGCUUUCAACCCCCUUCACCCUAUCAUACUUGUCGGCGACGACAGAGGGAAUGUGAUGUCACUGAAGCUGUCCCCGAAUCUACGGAAGUUACCAAAAGAGGCGAAGAAUGCCGAUGAAACACGAUUACGAGAGCUUGAAAUCAAGAAGCUUGAAACGCUGUUGAUGCUGAUGAAAGAAGGUUGA
Notodromas monacha is the source of this 2424-nucleotide messenger RNA. Lineage: Eukaryota; Metazoa; Arthropoda; Ostracoda; Podocopida; Cyprididae. The record is from the annotation of a GenBank genome assembly.